Betta splendens (Siamese fighting fish) is the source of this 3308-nucleotide messenger RNA. RefSeq names its product protein arginine methyltransferase 7 (gene prmt7). The record is from RefSeq and is a predicted model, not a curated record. The transcript has 17 exons. Gene Ontology annotation, biological process: peptidyl-arginine methylation. Gene Ontology annotation, molecular function: protein-arginine N-methyltransferase activity. Lineage: Eukaryota; Metazoa; Chordata; Actinopteri; Anabantiformes; Osphronemidae. Bases 163 to 2220 code for a protein of 685 amino acids.
CCGUCAGUCACGUGACUAAUUUGUGACUUUCGGAAACAUGGCCGCUCCCUUUGGACCAACGCGGUCUCACUGAUUCCCUUUAGCCUUAGAGAAUUAGACACGCUCCUGAAAAAACAAUUUUUAUUCAGCUGCAUUUUAUUUCGCCGUGUAGCAUUAGCAGAGAUGAAGACAUUUUGUGGGAGAGCUAACCCGACCACUGGAGUUGUGGAUUGGGUGGAGGAAAGUGAGGAGUACGACUACCACCAGGAGAUAGCCAGGUCCUGUUAUGCUGAUAUGUUGCAUGAUCAUGACAGGAAUAAGAAGUACUACCAGGGCAUCCGAGCAGCUGUAUCCAGAAUAAAGGCCCGUGGUGAGAAGGUGAUUGUCCUUGACAUUGGGACAGGAACAGGCCUGCUGUCCAUGAUGGCUGUCACUGCUGGAGCAGAUUUUUGCUAUGCUGUGGAGGUUUUCAAGCCCAUGGCUGAAGCAGCUCAGUGUAUUGUGGAGAAGAACGGUUUUCAUGACAAGAUCAAAAUUAUUAACAAACAUUCUACUGAUGUGUCUGUGGGACCAGGUGGAGAUAUGCAAACGAAAGCCAACCUCUUGAUCACAGAACUGUUUGAUACAGAACUGAUUGGUGAAGGGGCCUUGCCCAGCUACGAGCACGCUCACCAAAAUCUGGUUCAUGAAGGCUGUGAGGCUGUUCCUCACCAGGCCACUGUCUAUGCCCAGCUGGUAGAGUCAGAGCUGUUGUGGAGUUGGGCUCAGCUGCAGCCAGUGGAGGUAAAAGAAGCCUGUCUGGUCCCUCCACCCUCCGUGGGCCGCUGUGCAGGGGCUCCGUCAGUGUGUGACAUCCAGCUGAGCCAAGUGCCUCCCAACAGCUUCACCCCACUGAGUCCGCUCUGCACCAUGUUCAGUGUGGACUUUAGCAAACCAGUAAGCAGCGCUUUCCGGUCACAUUCCACCAAGUUUGUAGCUCAGGCCAGUGGUCAUGCUCAAGUGGUCCUGUCCUGGUGGGACCUUAACAUGGAUCGCAGUGGAGGGAUUGUGUGCACCAUGGCUCCUAGUUGGACAUACUCAGAUUCUAAAACUGCUCCCUGGAGGGACCACUGGAUGCAGAGCGUGUACUUCCUGCCCGUAGAGCGCCAGGUGGCAGCAGGAGAGGAGCUCAGCCUCACUGUCUGCCAUGAUGACUACAGUCUAUGGUACAGCCUGCAGUCUCAGAGUCAGCAGGAGUCAGAGACUGGAGCUCCUUCCUCUCGACCAUGCUGUACUUGUCAGGCUCACAUGGUCUGGACUCGGUCUCGUUUUGGCGAAAUUAAUGACAAACGGCGCACAGAAAGCUACGUUAGUGCACUUCGUAGUGUUCUGAGGGAGGACAGUAUUUGUCUUAGUGUCAGUGACGGGAGCCUGCUUCCUGUGUUUGCUCACAUGCUUGGAGCCAAACAGGUGUUUAGUCUGGAAAACUCCAGAAUGAACAAGCAGAUUAUCGAGCAGGUGUUGGAAGCCAACUCAUUUAAAGGAGGUGUUGAGCUGCUGGAGAUUAGGCCUGAGCAGCUGUGCAGUAAUGAUUUAGGAGGAGACCAGAUCUCAGUCUUGAUGGGUGAGCCGUACUUCAGUACCAGCCUGUUACCCUGGCACUCUCUGUUCUUUUGGUACUGCCGAACUGCGCUGGCAGGCCUCCUCCACCCCAGUGCCACCAUUUUGCCCCGCUCCGCCACACUCCACGUGGUGGCUGUGGAAUUCCGGGAUUUGUGGAGGAUAAGGGCACCGUGUGGAACAUGUGAGGGCUUUGAUGUCACACCUAUGGAUGAAAUGGUCCAGCGAUCUCUGGAUUUCCGUGAGUCCCGUGAGGCUGAGCCCCACCCCCUGUGGGAGUACCCAUGCCAUGCACUGACCCCGUCAAAGGCCAUCAUGACCUUUGACUUCAUGCAGUGUGUGCCCCAGCAGCCAGUCAGCACUCAGGGCUUGCUGCCUUUUGUAAGAGCUGGUCAUUGCCAUGGUGUGGCACUGUGGAUGGAAUUCCAGCUAACAGAAGACAUCAUUGUCAGCGGAGGUCUACUUAGAUCAAUCAGUGAGCAGGGCCACUGCGAGUGGAGCCAACACAGGAAACAGGGCGUGUAUUUCCUCAGGCCACCAAGGGAGAUCUCAGGUGAUGGACGUGCUGCAUUGUCCUAUAGCUUCACAUUCGAACCCGUCUUAGGAGACAUUAAGAUGGACUUCAGCAUUGAGCCUCAGUGACACACAUGGCUGAUUUAACUUUUUACCUCAUGUUGGCUUCGUACUUAAUAUGUCUGCUUCAGCCACUAUUAAUGUUCUGACUGACACUGCCAUUUGCUUUCGUAGAGCAUUAUCUGUUACUAUUAACUCUAUAAAGUGUUUUUAGUGAAAAUUUCAAAGAAAUUUACUGAAAUGAAGUAUGGGCUGUAAAAUGGUGUUUUAAGUUAUUACAAAAGUAAAAUCUGUUUUAGGAAGCAGAGCUCAUUGACAGUUUACUGGCCAAUCGUUCACUACUUUUUUAUAGAGAUGUUUUGUAAACUUUUGUCCUGUGAUUGGUAUUUUGUUAAAGGAUUUCCACAGAGAGUAGGACAUCAUGCUGUGGUGCUUUGUCCCACUUACUAGAGCCCGACUUUAAGUUAUUAAAAAAAGUGACUAUUUUAUGCAGAAUUUACUUUCAAGGUCCACACACAUAGUAAGACAAAUGUGCAUUCAGUCUUGUUAGAAGUAACAGACUUACUAGCACAGUCACAAGAAAAGAAACUGCUGUGGAUAUAUUUCAUUUAUACUGGUCGUGCUGGUACUGUAUCUACAGUUUUUAUUGGACGCUUUGACCUGUGUUACGAAACUAGUUUCCACUCAGUCUUCAUCAUCACUAUUUCAGCAGAUCUUCAGACACAUGAAGCAAAUGUGCAAACCUUUUCUCAUUAGAUACGUUUUCUCCUCCCUUUUGCAAAACAGUUAGCACUGUCAUUCAAACUGUCUAAACUCCAUUGUUUACGCUUCGGUGACCAAAGAGAAACCAUCUGUUCCUGACCAUUAAAAGCCAGUAAGACCAGUAUCAAUUCACCAUAGCACCUGUUUGACACUCCACAAAAUUUUCAAUUUGUAAUGCCUUAGGCCUUAAAAUGGUUCCAGGCCUGUGUUGUUCUUAACCAGCAUGGAUGGAGGAGGUCUAAAGCAGAGACUGAGUAUCAACAGUGGCUUAUCCUUUAAAAGAUUUGAUUGUAAUUUGGUUUAUGUGUUUUCUGUAAUAUUUACAAUAUUUCAGUUUUUUGUCACAAAUUGAAAAAAUUAAUGUCAUGAAUUCAAUAAAUCAAACCAUUUUUUCA